Messenger RNA from Dinoponera quadriceps, 5555 nucleotides. RefSeq names its product transmembrane channel-like protein 7. The transcript is spliced from 4 exons. Gene Ontology annotation, molecular function: mechanosensitive monoatomic ion channel activity. Bases 920 to 3232 code for a protein of 770 amino acids. Gene Ontology annotation, cellular component: plasma membrane. NCBI's taxonomy places the organism in Eukaryota, Metazoa, Arthropoda, Insecta, Hymenoptera, Formicidae. The record is from RefSeq and is a predicted model, not a curated record.
UUCAACGUCGGAUUAAACGAAUUUUGUAUCCUUCAGCAGCAGAACAGAACGAGUAGGAUCUUCUUGUCUUUCUUUAUUAAUGAGACGUGUUCUCCUUUUUACUCCCGACGAUGCUACUGAAAGAUAAAGAUCCUGUACCUGGAGGUGAUUCAUCGCCGGGUUAUUUCUCGUCACACGUAACGUGUGCCGCAUCCUCCGCACAGGAGUAUUAGUCGUCAACUCGCGCGAGCAGGAUGGCUCCGUCAUUUCUUCCAGAUGAUUUUUGGAACAGGUGCACUGUCCGUGUCUAUAUGUAUAUAUAUCGGAUGUCGGACGUCAGUGUGAAUCUCCCAUGAGUGUUGCGUCCGAUAUCAGCUGCGAAGGAUUCUGCGAUAGUCCUACAACAGCCAAAGAUAAAUUGUUACUUGGCACUGACAGUAUCGAUCGGCAAAUGUGGACGUUUCGCGAAAAUAAUCGGCCGCUUACAAUCGCCUAGAUUGACAGUUCAUGUCUGUUAAUAUUCUAUCGUUCGAUAAUUCAUACUUCGCAAUGCCACUUGACGACAUCCUAGAACCCGAUACUUUUUAAAUGUCUUACCGGAAAUAGAAUACUGAAGAUAAGAGUGAAGAAGAAAAACAUAAUACUGUAUCUAGGAAAGAGACAGAUAUAUAUGAAAGGAGGGAAAAAUGCGUUAUCGUCGCCAGAGUGAGCGCUCAAGAAACAAACACCAUUUCCUGUAAACGGCAUACAAUUACCUUGGACAAUAUGUGAGGAAACUAUUAUCAGAAGAUUAGAAGAACAAUCACAAUUGCAUGAUGCAUGGAAUCUUAUGAAUCAUUUGUACAAGAUAAGAUAGUUGAGGAUUGCGAGUGUUGAAUUGGAUUCAACUGAUCAGUUUUGCAAGCUAAGUCAGACGGAAAUUUCAUCUUGAAGAUUAAAGAUGUCGGGAGGAGAAAGAAAGAAGAGGGGCUGCGACAGGGGGCAAGGAUGGGAAGAAGCUGGUGCAGAAUUCUAUCAGGAGAGCUAUCCGGCAGCUAUAGAAGCCGAUCUGCAGCAGGCCUUACAGAGGGACCCUUCACACAUAGCUACUUUACUUCCUAGCAAGAAGUCUCGAGUUGCUACAGCCAAACGAAUCCGAAAUGAUACGAAGACAACAUUGAGGAGGCGUACGAGCACCAGAUCGCGUGGUACAACCACUUCGAGGCGUAUGUCGACCAAUAUUCACGAUGCAGCAGUUUCUACAUUACCGGACUUGUCUGAGAACUUGUCCAAUGAGGAGCGCACCUGGGAGGAGAUCAUGCAAAUCAAAGCCAUGCCCCUGCGAAUGUCCCAAAAAAUACAGUUGAAGAAUCAAUUGCAGAGCGCCACAAAGUUGAGACUCCAGGGCUUCGAACAGCUCAAGUGGCAGCGCAGGAAAGCUUGGCAGCAAUUUCGCAUAAGGCUGAAAGAGGCGUAUUCCAAGGUAGAUCUGUGGAACGACAGUCUGCAGAAGAUCGGUGGGAACUUCGGCAUGGGAAUAGUAGCGUACUUUCUGUUCAUCAAGUGGCUGAUGUACAUGAAUCUGCUGCUGUUCGCCAUCAUAUUCCCGCUGAUCGUGUUGCCCGCGAUCCUGCUACAGACGCCGGAGAACGAAGCGUGCUCCAACAUUACUUCCGCCAGCGUGGCGUGCUGCUCCGAAUUGUACAAGAACAUGACCGACAAGAGUAACAGCAUAACCGACCUCGUGCAGGGCGGCGGUAUUCUGGAGUACACCCUGCUGUUCUACGGCUCCUACACGCACAAGAUCUACGAGAGCGUGAGCGCCAAUUUCUACUACAACUCUUCGUUGUCGUACAUCUGUGUCAUCAUCAGUGUCUUCAUCGUCAGUCUGGUGGCGAUCGUACGGUCCGCCGCGAAGGGCUUCAAGGAGCGCGUCGUGGAGGGCGAGGGUCAGUUCUACCAGUACUGCAACCUGGUGUUCGGCGGCUGGGACUAUUGCAUUCACAACGAGAAGUCCGCGGGUGUGAAGCACAAGGCGUUGUACAACGAGAUGAAGGCGUUCCUCGAGGCUGAACGGAUGGAGGAGGAGAGGAAGAACCGCACCAGGGAGGAGAAGACUAAGCUCUUCUUCAUACGGCUGUUCGUGAAUCUGCUGGUCCUGACGGUGCUGAGCACCUGCGGCGCCUUCAUCUACUACAUCAUCGACUUCUCGUUCAACCAGUUGGCGGCGUACUUGGCACGGGACGUCGAGACCUCCAAGAUCAUCCGUCUCUUCUUCGAAUUCCUGCCGUACAUAUGCAUCGUCGGCCUCAACGUGGCGAUCCCGUUCCUCUUCCGCUACCUGGUCGCCCUGGAGAACUACAGCCCAUCCUACGUGGUCCGUGUGACCUUGUUCAGAACGGUGUUCCUCCGACUGGCCUCGCUGGUCGUUCUGCUCACGUCUCUCUACAGACUAGUCGCGGACAAGAUCUCAGAGCACGAGUGCAGCAAGAACAAGCAGCCGUUGUGCUGGGAGACGUUCGUCGGCCAGCAGUUCUUCAAGCUCUACACCACCGACCUGUUCAUCCAAUUCUUCAUGACGUUCUUCGUCAACUUUCCCAGGUCGUUGGUCGCACGGCACACCGAGAACAAGGUGCUGCGCUUCGUCGGCGAGCAGGAGUUCGACCUGCCCAAGCACGUGUUGGACAUCGUGUACCUGCAGACGAUCUGCUGGCUCGGCUGUUUUUUCGCCCCGCUCUUGCCAAUGGUCGCCACGAUCGGCACCUUCCUGUUGUUCUACGUGAAGAAGUUCACGUGCCUGGUCAACAGCACACCGUCGAGCAAGAUCUAUCGCGCCAGCAGGUCGAACUCGCUCUUCAUGUUCAUCCUGCUGGUCUCUUUCAUUCUGGCGAUCAUACCGGUCGGAUACUCGAUUGCGGAGAUCAUGCCGUCGAAAUCCUGCGGGCCGUUCCGCGGCCUCGAGUCCGUGUGGAUGCUGCUGAUCAUGACGUUCUCACGGUUCCCCGACUGGCUGCAGUCGACCUUGUUCUUCUUGGGCACUGCUGGAUUCGGCAUACCGGCGUUCGUCGUCCUAACGUUGCUCCUGUACUACUACUACGCGGCGUUGAUCGCGAACAAGCACAUGGUGACGGUGCUGAAGAAUCAGCUGGUGUUGGAGGGCCACGACAAGCAGUUCCUGCUCAACAGGCUCAGCGCUUUCAUCAAGCAGCAGCAGGAUCAGAACAAGUUCCACCAGGAACAGAACACCGAGCUAGGCACGUUCCAGCAUGUAUAAAGAAAAAAGGAGCGAAUGUAGCGUAAACUUGAUUUUAAUGUUCUUACCGAGUGUACAAAUCCAGCGGGGACACAAUGGGACCGUCCUCGCGACUUGCCGGGACUUGGUGAGAAACUUGCUGUCCGGUUCGAUCGAGCGACGAUUGUUUGACGAUUUACUUGUGAAACGUGUAAGACUGCAUCGAUUUUAUCUCUUUUUUUAUAUCUCAUAGAGCCAACCGACCGCGGUGGCAUUUACAAAAACGUUUUUGAUAUUCCAUAUUUCAUUCGCGAAUCGGAGAACGACGGGGAAACUUCUUGAAGUGCGUGUACACCUGGCGAACGAACGACGAACGAACUGCGAAUGCAAAGUUUCAUUGUUACAUUUUGACAGGGUUGGGAAGUAACGCGUUACUUGUGACGACGUUACUAUUACUUUUUUUUCAGCAGCGAUUUGGUUAUUCUUUUCAUUAGUAAUGAUAAUGGUAACGAAUAUAAUCGUUACUUUCGUCGUUACUUUACAUACCUGCAAUACAUAAAACGAACAAAGCGAGUCCUAAAAAAGAUCUUCGAAACUCGGUGAAGAAAUAAUGACUUGUUACUUCUUGAGUAACGAUGACGGUAAGGAGUUACUGUUUUCAGUAGGUAACGAAUAACGGUGAUGCUUUAUAUUUUCUUUCAAUAAGUAAUGAGUAAUGGUAACGAGUUAUUUCUCAAAAGUAUUUUUCCUAACUCUGCAUCUUGAAAAAUGCGUAUGUCGUAACAAAUUCGAAUAGUUUGUGGCUGAUUUGCUCGUAAAGUGCGUUAUCGGAUAGUUCUGAAGAAAAUUCGUGCGCGUUUAGACACGAGACACGCUCGUUGUUCGUUCGUUCUCCGAGGUGUGUAUGCACCUUUAUACGCGACCGACAUUAGCAGGGACAAUACCAAAGAUUAAUUAAUACGCUGCCGAUUACGGUGUUUUGUAUUUCACUCGCAUACUCGGACACACUGGUCGCAGCCACUGCCAAAGCAAGAGCGUUAGUUUCCGACGAGCGAGUUCGGCGAGAUUAGUUUCGAAUUUGCGAACCUUCAAGACGGGACAUAUCUGACGUUCUUCUAGUUUCGACUCGACCGUAUCGCGUGUACGCGAAGAAUAUACACGUCUGAAAUCAGGGUACAAAGAGAAGCAACGUUGUCGCAAGUAUUACGCAAUAGUUACAGGUUAAAGGAGAAUCGUGACUUAUUUAUUCGUUAGCUUCGUAUGAUUUAGCAGACGGUAGAUCUGUAAGAUCGCAAUCCGUACGUCGCAAUGAAACGGACGCGAUGGGGAGAUCCGACUUGGAGCGUAACAUACUCGUCGGACGUAACAAUAUUAUAAGCUAAUGUGUGAUCAUGUAUGUUUAGCUUAGUGCACUAACAAGUAACGAGACUACGCCUCCGUAACGGCGAGCAUUUACUUCCUCGACUUAACGAGUAAAUGUUAGUGAGCUUUUGCAUGAAAGAAGAAGAAAAAAAAAGAACACAAACACACAUACACACAAGAAAGAAAAUGAAACAGUGAUACGCAGCGGACCUAUUUUUAGAGUAGCUCUACUUUAGAGGAACCUGUAAUGUUACUGUAAAUAGGUCCUUUAGAACGAGAAGUUAUUUUAUUAGCGAUACCUCUACGAAACGAGCAGCAGAAGAAGUAUCACUAUGACUAAACUGUAUUUUGUUAUAAUUUAUUAUUCUGUUGUAACGAAAGGCUGAAUUAUUUUAGAGCGUAAGAGCGCAGGAACUUUUGUAAUUUCAUACACGACGCUCCGUUUUCUGAUCGGUUCUACAAAAAAUCUCGUAUACCUCAGUAUUGCAAUGCCAAAGAGGGGCACCCCAUUUGGGGACUCCCGCGAUAAUUUAAAUGUUACGUUUUUCUACUGUAGCGUGUUAACGUGAGAUAACGCGAACGAACAUACUCCGUUUAAGAUUAUGCCCGAUUUACUCUCCUCCACACUGCCAACAAUUCUACGCAAUCCUGCGGAAGUGAUGAUGUUUUUUACUUCAGUGUACUUUGAAAAAUCAAUUCUGUAGGUAUCACACGCGCACAUGUUCAAUACAGCAUGCUGUGGGAAAAAUCGAGCGAAUUCCUUGGCCUAAAUGAUUGAACGUGUACCGCACACCUCGAAGAAUGCAUUUGCAAGUCGCACACAACUGUACGGCCGUGUAUAAGACGACAUAUACGGAGACUCAGAUAUUAAGUACACAUCUUCCAUUAAUUUACAAUGAAUAUUGUAAGCUAUCGAUGGCACUAAAUGCAUUAAUAUAAAAAUAUAAAAAUCGUAUAAAACAUGAUAAUCGUACGCAAGGGAGGUUUCUGCCUCUGAAAAGAU